Messenger RNA from Maudiozyma barnettii, 390 nucleotides. It is a transcript of the gene GIM3, whose product is annotated as tubulin-binding prefolding complex subunit GIM3. Gene Ontology annotation, biological process: protein folding. The coding region runs from base 1 to 390 and encodes 129 amino acids. Gene Ontology annotation, cellular component: prefoldin complex; cytoplasm. NCBI's taxonomy places the organism in Eukaryota, Fungi, Ascomycota, Saccharomycetes, Saccharomycetales, Saccharomycetaceae. The record is from RefSeq and is a predicted model, not a curated record. The transcript has a single exon.
AUGGAAUUACUUCCUGAGGGUAAGAAAAACACCGUUCAAGUGACGUUGGCAGACCAAAAAAAGAUCAAUGAGUUCUCAAAGUUAAUUAUGAGAAAAGAUGUGUGCGAGGCAGAUCUAGCACAACAGAGACAAGAGAAGGAGUAUCUGGAGGAUGUCUCCUUAGAGAUUGAAUUGAUUGAUGAGGACGAGAAAGUUCAGUAUAAGAUUGGAGAACUAUUUGUAUUUUUGAAACAAUCUGAAGUUGUGGAACAACUGGAGAAGGACGGUGAAGUAAUUGAUGAAAAAAUUGAAAACUUAGAAUCAAGAGAAACUGAAAUCAACGAAAGAUUGGCCACUUUGAAAAGUGAUUUAUAUGCAAAAUUUGGAGAUAAUAUUAACUUGGAAAGGUAG